Molecule: messenger RNA, 1936 nt
Organism: Ylistrum balloti
Lineage: Eukaryota; Metazoa; Mollusca; Bivalvia; Pectinida; Pectinidae
Product: arylsulfatase B-like
Exons: 14
Coding region: 1-1464 (487 amino acids)
Source: RefSeq, a predicted model, not a curated record
AUGUGUAAUUGUUUACAAAACUUACUGUUCUUCAUCUGUAUUAUGUUAAAGACGGCACAUGGGCAAGCCAAAUCACCACACAUACUUUUCAUAGUAGCAGACGACUUUGGAUGGAAUGAUGUGGGAUUCCGUAAUCCAAACAUCUCCACUCCAAACAUCGACAAAUUGGCAAAGGAGGGAAUCAUACUGGACCAGGCAUAUGUACAGCCUGUAUGUUCUCCAUCCCGGAGUGCUUUCAUGACAGGGAUGUAUCCUUUCAAAACGGGACUACAGCAUUUGGUGGUUUGGCCUGACCAGAAGGUGUGCGCGCCAACUAAUCUUACAUUCCUACCACAACACCUGAAAAAACUUGGAUAUGCAACGCAUAUGAUAGGAAAAUGGCACCUUGGAUUCUGUAAGUGGCAGUGUACACCCACCUACCGCGGAUUUGAUUCUUUCUAUGGUUAUUACACCAGUCACGAGGAUUACUACAGAAAAAGUAACAGUCAUGAUAAACUUCUUGGAUUUGACUUCAGGAAGAACAUGGAAACUAAUGAAGAAGCGAUUGGCACGUACUCUACGUUUCAGUAUACUACCAGAGCGCUGAAUUUGAUUUCACAACACAACAAGAGUCAACCAUUUUUCAUGUAUAUGCCUCUACAAUCCGUUCACGCGCCGAUUCAGGUGCCCAUUGAGUAUGAAAAUAUGUACAACCAUAUACGUAAUGAAGGCAGAAGAAAAUUUUCUGGAAUGGUGACAGCAAUGGAUGACGUCAUCGGUAAUGUCACAGAGGCUCUGAAGGCAAACGACAUGUAUGACGACACACUUAUUAUCUUUUCGUCAGAUAAUGGCGGCUGGCCUGCCGAAUAUGGAAACAAUUUCCCACUACGAGGCUCUAAGAUUACGGUAUACGAGGGUGGUACCAGAGUGACGUCAUUUGUUCAUGGGACCGGACUUAAAAAGACAGGAUACACUUAUCGUGGGAUGAUUCACGCCGUUGAUUGGAGUCCAACGAUAGUAGCGGCUGCCGGUGGAGUUCCUGAUAAGAACAUUGACGGCAUAAGCCAGUGGGAUAAUAUUAGGACGGGAGGUCAGUCAAGCCGGACAGAAUUUAUAUACAACCUUGAUGAUCUGCCUCCGUAUCAGACAGGUCACGCAGCUAUCCGUAUGGGAGAUUACAAGCUGAUUGUCGGUUACCCGGGAUUGUACCCUAACUGGUAUCCCCCUCCCACAUACACGGAUGAUAAUUACAUCAAGGAAGUGCCCUACGACGCCAGCCAGAAUAACAAAACACAGUUGUUCAAUCUAAAAGAUGAUCCAAACGAACACGAUGAUCUAUCGACGAAACUUCCUGACUUGGUGGAGAAACUUCGGACAAGGAUGGCGGAGUAUCACAAACAGAUGGUUCCGGCUAACUACCCAGCGGGUACGUCAACGGCCGACCCGAAGAACUAUAAUGGCUUCUGGACCCCUGGAUGGUGCUAACUUUCUUUUCUGACAACGGAAUAAGAGUACAAUCUAACUCAUGUAAUCAUAAGCCCCACACAAUAUAUUUCAAUGAAGUCAAACACAUAUCUUAUACAACAUUAAAAUGUAAGAGAAUACAAAAUAUGUCACAAUGGAUAAAAAAAGUCCAAUUUGCUCUUUCGACAUGGUGAAACGAAAGUAGUACUUUUCUAGUUGCGACAAUUCUUACGGAAUAACUGAGUACAGGUUGUUAUGACAUUCGAGUUUACAGACACUAUAAGAUCUUCCUUCAGUGGUUUCAACAUCCAUGGACACUGUUUGCAAACGACAUAAGAUUUUGUAAAAAUAUAUAACUUAGAUAUUUGAUGGUCUUCUAGAAAUCGGUGACGAUUAGGGAAAUCGAUUGCUUUGGUAAGAGCCUCGUCCCUUCUUUUAUAAGAUUCCUGUUUAGGACCAGUGGAUGUUUAAUAUGAACAAAAGAAAGAUUUAC